AUGUCUAAAUAUGUAGAAGAAGAAAUAGAAGAGUCUGAAGAUGAAGAUAAAGUUGAUGAGGAGUUUGACGAGUUUAAUGAAGAAGAAUUUGGUGUAGAAUUUGCAAAAAAUGUAAUGAAUGAUAAUAAUAAUUGA
This is a messenger RNA of Diversispora eburnea, 135 nucleotides long. Lineage: Eukaryota; Fungi; Glomeromycota; Glomeromycetes; Diversisporales; Diversisporaceae. The record is from the annotation of a GenBank genome assembly.